AUGUCCAUCAUCACCACGCCGGUGCUCCAGAGUCUCUGGACGGAUGCACAGCAAGUCCCACUAGAAUGGGCCACAACACGUUUUCGGGAGCACGUCUUCAACCGCAUCGUCUUUAACCGGGACCCAUGGGUGGUGUCGUCGCAGCAACCUCCGCCACACAACCCGGGCGUUGCUCGCCGAGUCGACUUGGUGGUGGAGCGCAUCGAUCCGGCGACAGGUAGCCGGGAUACCGUCCUUUUUGCCAAACUGAAGCGCACAUCGGCAACACAGACUGAAUUGGCCGAGUGCGAACUGCAGGCCUGCACGGCCGGAUGUGCAUAUUUCAGCAUAGCAGGGGUCUAG
Messenger RNA from Sporothrix schenckii 1099-18, 342 nucleotides. RefSeq lists its product as uncharacterized. NCBI's taxonomy places the organism in Eukaryota, Fungi, Ascomycota, Sordariomycetes, Ophiostomatales, Ophiostomataceae. The coding region runs from base 1 to 342 and encodes 113 amino acids. The transcript has a single exon. The record is from RefSeq and is a predicted model, not a curated record.